Molecule: messenger RNA, 558 nt
Organism: Trichomycterus rosablanca
Lineage: Eukaryota; Metazoa; Chordata; Actinopteri; Siluriformes; Trichomycteridae
Product: inorganic pyrophosphatase-like
Exons: 2
Coding region: 1-558 (185 amino acids)
Biological process (GO): phosphate-containing compound metabolic process
Cellular component (GO): cytoplasm
Molecular function (GO): inorganic diphosphate phosphatase activity; magnesium ion binding
Source: RefSeq, a predicted model, not a curated record
AUGUCAGACGUUGCCAGCCGUCUCUUCUUGGCCGGAGUGUUUGCAGGGGCAAAGAGAACUGACUGGAAGGUUAUUGCUAUUAAUGUUGAUGACCCAGAAGCAAAUGACUUGAAUGACAUAAGUGAUGUACGACGACUCAAGCCAGGCUACCUCGAAGCCACUGUGGACUGGUUUAGACGGUACAAAGUGCCAGAUGGCAAACCUGAAAACCAGUUUGCUUUUAAUGGAGAGUUCAAAGAUAAGGACUUUGCCAUAAAGGUCAUCAAAAGCACCCAUGACUUCUGGAAGGCACUUAUCUCUGAACAGACCAACGCAGGAGAGCUGAACUGUAAAAACACUCGUGUUUCGAAAGGAGGCAGCUCAUUCUGCUGUUCACCAGAGGACGCCAAGGCAAUUGUUGAUGGCACUUGUCCAUGUGGAGCAGCCGAUUCCAUUCCAACCUCAGUUGACAAAUGGAAUUAUUAUGAAAAGUCUCUUUACAUUAUCUUUGAAUGUUUUCUUUUGAUUGAUAAACAGGGAUCAGGGAGUGAAAAAUGUAUACAGAGUAACAGAUGCUGA